UACGUUCGGAGUCGGAGCGCGUUUUCCGGGACCACCGCGACGCCUUCGAUAUGUCGGAGGCUAGGUUUGUGCGUGAAUACCGCCUCACGAAGGACGUAGCCCGUUGGCUUUGCAACGAGCUCCGCCGAAAGCUCCAACGACGUCGCGUGGGGCCUCAUGUGCUGACCGUGGAGCUGCAAGUGCUCGUCGCCCUCCGUUUUUAUGCCGCUGGCGGCUUCCAGGGAACAGUGGCAAGCGAUGAAAACAUUGCAAUUCAUCAGUGCAGUGUAAGUCGCGUGCUGGUGGACGUGACGGAGGCAAUCAUCGAUUGCCCCGGUCCAGCGUGGGUGAAGUUCCCGCAGACGGACCAAGAGAAGGCGGCAGCCAAGAGGAAGUUUUACCUUCUGUGCGGCUUCAGUGGCGUGAUCGGGUGCGUUGAUGGGACUCAGAUUGCCAUCCGGGCUCCAUCUGAGAACGAUGAACGGUUCUCUAAGGCGGCAUACUGGUGCCGCAAAAACUACUAUGCCCUCAAUGCUAUGGUGGUAAGUGUAUUUUCACAGUUCCAAGUUAUACAUAUGUGAUAGGUGGCCAGAGGAUGCUUCUGGUGUGCCCACCAUGUAUAAAGCACAGGUUGUCAAAAAGAAAUCGGAGUAACAAUGUGCGUGCCUGGCAUGUGCUCGUCAA
Messenger RNA from Ixodes scapularis (black-legged tick), 663 nucleotides. RefSeq names its product putative nuclease HARBI1. The transcript is spliced from 2 exons. Bases 51 to 560 code for a protein of 169 amino acids. The record is from RefSeq and is a predicted model, not a curated record. NCBI's taxonomy places the organism in Eukaryota, Metazoa, Arthropoda, Arachnida, Ixodida, Ixodidae.